This is a messenger RNA of Papaver somniferum (opium poppy), 915 nucleotides long. RefSeq names its product phospholipase A1 PLIP2, chloroplastic-like. The coding region runs from base 1 to 915 and encodes 304 amino acids. The transcript has 2 exons. Gene Ontology annotation, molecular function: glycerophospholipid phospholipase A1 activity. Gene Ontology annotation, biological process: lipid metabolic process. Lineage: Eukaryota; Viridiplantae; Streptophyta; Magnoliopsida; Ranunculales; Papaveraceae. The record is from RefSeq and is a predicted model, not a curated record.
AUGUUGCCCGAAGUCCAUGCCCACUUAAAAUCUCAUGGUGAUUCAGCAAGGCUUCGUUUCACUGGGCAUUCACUUGGUGGAAGCUUGGCAUUACUUGUAAAUCUCAUGUUGUUAAUACGCCGUGAAGCACCACUAUCUUCAUUACUUCCUGUGGUAAUGUUUGGUGCACCAUCUAUCUUGUGUGGGGGUGAUCAGCUUCUUCGGAGGCUAGGCCUUCCUCGUAGUCAUGUUAAAGCUAUUACCAUGCACCGAGACAUUGUACCACGAGCCUUCUCGUGUAGUUAUCCUGAUCGUGUAGCUGAGCUUCUCAGGGCCGUAAAUGGAAAUUUUAGAAAUCACCCUCGUCUUAAAAAUCGGAAAAUGCUGUAUACACCUAUGGGAGAGAUCCUAAUCUUACAGCCAGAAGAGAAAUUUUCGCCACACCAUGAACUCCUCCCUUCUGGCAGUGGUCUAUACCUUCUAAGCUGUCCUUUGUCGCAUUUGAAAGACAAAGAGAAGCAUCUCCGUGCUGCUCAAGCUGUUUUUUUCAAUUCGCCGCACCCAUUGCUGAGUGAUCGCGCUGCAUAUGGUUCUGACGGUACAAUCUACAGGGAUCAUGACAUGUAUUCCUACUUAAGAUCCGUCCUAGGUGUGAUCCGUCUUGAGCACAACCAAAUCAGGAAGGUCAAAAGAAAAACCCGUCGUGAAGUGUGGUGGCAGAUCGUUACUCCACGGGAAACCCCUAAUUCUGGCAUAGUGAGUCAUCAAGUAACAUCAAGUCCCAUGAGCAGGCAACCACUAAAUUUUGCUGGUGCAUUUCAAAAUGGGGGGCAGUCAUUGAAGAGGUUCAGUAGAUUAGUUGCAUCACAACACAUGCAGCUAUUCGUUAUUCUCAUGAUCCCAGCUCGAAUGUUGCUGGUGGAUUGUAUCAUGUAA